GCACGACGAGCGUGUGCCGGCCAAGUACGCGCAUAAUAAUUCUUGUGAGCAAUAAAAAUAUAUUUAAAGAGAGAUAAAAUUUAUGAUAAGUUGUAUUUUUUAACUGUGGAAAUUAUUUGUCUUGUUCUUCUGAGGAACCCGUCGCACAUAUGAUUAAUUGGUUAUAUUAAUGUGAUUACCGCUACAAAAGUUUAUCAGUCCAGUUUGUAACGUAAACGGAGAUUGUUGUGAGUUUCAAAAUAAUUGAUAAGGAUUCAAAUAUGACGAAAGCUAAGCAAAUUAAUACUAAGUUAAAAAAAGAUGGUGAUUUUAUACCCCCUGAUGGAGGAUGGGGUUGGAUGAUCGUUUUUGCGGCUGGUGUUUCAAAUCUGUCAGCUCUACCCAUACUCCAGCAGUUCGGGCUCCUCUUCCGGGACAAGUUCUCUCGCCUGGGCAUCAGCAGUUCGGAGACGACCACUAUAAUCAACAUGAACUCAGCCCUGACCUCUUGCGUCGGGCUUGCAAAUGGACCAUUAUUUAAAACAUUUACUUACAGACAAGUGUCUCUAGCGGGGGCUAUAGUUGUCUUCAUAUCCCUGAUAUUAACUACGUUUUCUUAUAGCUUCGCUACAUAUCUUAUGUCAUUUUCAAUUUUAUAUGGCGCCGGUUAUGGAAUAAGUAGUUCAGCAAACGCCCUUGCUUUAAACACUUACUGGAAAAACAGAAGAAGACUAGCCACUGGGUUAUCAUGGACCACAACGGGUCUAGGACCAAUAAUGUGGCCACACAUCAUAACUGGCCUAUUCGCGGUCUUCGGCGAAACAGGAGCCAUUCUUAUCAUAAGUGGCAUUUCGCUACAUGCCAUAGCAUGUGCACUUCUACUGCAACCAGUAGAAUGGCACACCAAAAGUCCAAAAGAAGAGGAUCAAGAGAAAUUACUUAAAGUCGAAACUAAAGAAACAUUAGCGAAUAAGAAGCAAGAAAGCGGAUAUUUUAGCCAAGUAUCAAAAUUUAAAAAUCUAAGUGCAUUUUCAAGUCAGUAUCUUUACAAUGAAGAUGAUCCAGUCAACACUGGUUACGAAAUAACAGAUCCGGGUAUUCCCAUGAUGUUGCGAGCCAACGAUGGAUACUUCAGCCAGUCAAGACAGUCAAUGUCAAAGAGUCGAGUAUCUUCACGAGAAGGCUCCAAUAAAAACUCACAAAUGAACUCUAGACUUAAUUCCAAAAAGCCAUCUAUGACUAAUUUACUUGAGAAUCGAUCUCGUAAAUCAUCAACAUUGUAUCUUAAUGAAUCUAAAAAAAACUCAGCGGCUAAUUUAGGAGCUUUAGAUAAAGAACGUGAAACAUAUAAGCCAAAGCGUAAAACGUCCAUAACUUUAGAAACUCAGAUUCCUGAAUCGGAAAUCGAGGAUUGUCCCACACUUAAAGCACCCCAAGAUUUGAAGGCAGACGAAAAGGCUGUCGUAGAGAAAAUUGAUCCAGCUCACGCUAAAGUUAUAGCUGAUAGAGCUGAAAAACAUUUUGCCGGAAGCAAAAGCAUAAAAUCCUUUAAAAUGGAUGGCCAGUAUGGCGAAAAGUAUACCAAAGAUAACCAUAGUAAUGUGUCACUUAAGAAUCAAGAAGAAAAUGAAGAAAGAAAAUAUUUGAAAGAUAAUCAUAGCAAUCAGUCGUUUAGGACACGGCACAGGAGGAAGUCGAACAAUUUUAAUUAUGAGAGCGAGGUUUUAAAACAAGCCUCGUUAAAAUUAGAACAAUAUUUAAAAGAAAGUGAGGAUAAUACUGAAAAAAUGAAACUGUUGAUGACGCAGAUGGAAAGUGAUGAUAAUGAUAAUGUGUUUGAUGAAAAGAAAGAAGAGAUUGUGGAAGACGAAGAAGAAGAGGAAGAAUUAACGUUCUGUCAAAAAGUAGCACUAUUCUUUGAUCUAGAUUUACUCAAAGAUUACACUUUUAUUAACCUUAUGUUAGGUAUAACUCUUGCUAAUUUCAAUGAACUGAACUUUUCCAUCUUAACCCCGUUCAUACUUGGUGAUUACGGGAAAACGAAAUCUGAAGUGGCUUUAUUCAUGUCGCUAUUGGCUGGAGUUGACAUUUGUGUGAGAUUCUGUAUACCGUUUGUUGCUGGGAAAAUUGGAUGGGACAAUAAUUCUUUCUUCCUUUUCGGGGUGAUGACCAUGGCUAUGGGACGAGUAGUUUUGGCGUACUGUCAGAAGUACUACGUGGUUCUUCUAGUGGCUGUAAUGAUUGGUUUUGGAAAAGGGCUACGAACCGUAUUCAUGGCUCUUGUGAUACCAACUCAUGUGCCAUUGCAUAAAUUACCAGGAGCAUCAGGAAUACAACUGAUCACCGCUGGAAUGGUAUACUUAUCAUUAGGACCUGUUGUUGGUUUCAUAAAAGACCACGCAUCUACUGCAGUGACGUUGCAUUGUCUGAAUAUCUUCACUUGGCUCACCGCCCUCUCUUGGGGACUUGAGAAAUUCAUCACAGCAAGACGACAGAAGACAGCAGAACCUGAAGAAAUUAAAGAUAAUGUUAUUAAAAAGAUGAAUGUUGAAACAAAUAAAGUGCCCCCCGACGGGGGCUACGGUUGGGUUGUGACCUUAGCCUAUGCUUUGAAUAAUGUGGUUGUGCUCCCUUUGAUAGCCGGCUUCGCGCUGGUAUUAAACGACACAGACUUGACAUCGACACAAGUAACGUUUGUCAUAGUUCUAAACCAUAGUAUUGGCAUGCUUCUGUCAUUCUUCGGAGGGCCCAUGUUGAGUCGCUUUGGAUACAGAAAGAUUGCCGUGAUUGGUGCCAUUUUUAUCUCAUCUGGUCUCAUGCUGACAUCAGUAGCUACAGACUUCUGGCAUUUUAUAUUAUCUUACAGUAUUAUAUGUUCAAUGGGAGUAGCGUCCAUAAUGGCAGCGUUCACGUUAGCUAUAAAUUCAUUUUUCAAAGUCAAAAGGGGAAGAGCUAUCGGCGUGGGCAUGUCUAUCACUGGCUUAGGGGCUAUUUACAUGCCCUUACUGAUGAGUGCCCUAAUGUACACUUUUGGUUGGAGGUACACAGUAUUAACGCUAAGUGCUAUCUGCCUCCAUUCACUUGUAGCAGCUUGUUUACUUAGGCCAGCCAAGUGGUACUUAAAAGACCCCGAAAUUUCUGAAGAAGCGGUACCUUUGAAUAGGGAACCUGAAGUGGAGCUCGUGAAUGGAAGUGUUACUCUACCUAAAGAUGGAAUAUCGUUACCUCACUUAGAGGAAUCAGGGGAAAACGGUGUGCUCCCCUCAAAAAGUCUGUCGAUGAGAUCUCUCACAAGCAACUCAAGUUUACGAACAAGAAAUGCAAUAUCUCAUCCCGAUAUACGUAACAAAAUGCCCGAUGCACCCUUGGCGGAAUCCCGGUAUAAAUGGUGGGAGUCUCAAGAAAUCAACCUUGGCAGCUCUAUAAAUAUUUUCAACGAAACUGAGAAUGCAAAGAAUUUAAAUACUCAAGAGAAAGAAAAAGAACAAGAAAAUCCAAAGAAAGGAUACCUCGAACAUUUCGUUCAGUUCUUUGAUCUGACACUUCUGACUGAUCCUAUAUUCGUUAACAUUAUAUUUGGGCUAUCGAUAGCCGCUUGUGUGGAAACAAACUUUUCCUUACUACUGCCCAUAAUUCUAAAGGACAUGAUGAAGUUUGAAACAAGUGAUAUAGCUAAGCUGAUGUCAGUCAUAGGGUUUUCUGACACCCUAUUCCGAUUUGUGUCACCAUUUAUUGGAGAAUGGUGCAACAAAUCACCACGCGUCAUGUACAUGGUCAGUUUACUCAUGAUCAUUUUCACCAGGAGUCUGAUGCUGUUCACAUCGUCGUUCAUGGGGAUGGUGUUUGUGGCGCUGGCGCUGGGCAUCACGAAGGCAAUGAGGACGGUCUACGUGAACAUUGUCAUACCAAGCUACGUUCCUUUACACCGACUCGCCUUCGCGUCCGGGAUCCAAAUGUUCUUCAGUGGCAUUACGAUCUUCACGAUCGGAACCUUGCUAACUCGCGUUCGAGAGUCGUCUGGAUCCUACAUAAUGCCAAUCAUCGUGCUGAACCUCGUGACCUUCAUCACGAUCAUAUCCUGGAGUGCUGAGUUCCUAUAUCUUAGAAUAAAAUUAAGAACCAAACCUGAAGAACAAGUGACCACGUAGGUCAUUCACCUGUGAAUUAGUCUAAGUAUGUUAUAACUAUUAAAAUUAUCUGUUGUUUCAACGGGAGCCAUUA
Messenger RNA from Trichoplusia ni (cabbage looper), 4200 nucleotides. RefSeq lists its product as uncharacterized. The record is from RefSeq and is a predicted model, not a curated record. The coding region runs from base 261 to 4127 and encodes 1288 amino acids. Gene Ontology annotation, biological process: monocarboxylic acid transport; transmembrane transport. The transcript is spliced from 13 exons. Gene Ontology annotation, molecular function: monocarboxylic acid transmembrane transporter activity. Lineage: Eukaryota; Metazoa; Arthropoda; Insecta; Lepidoptera; Noctuidae.